AUGACUCUUGAUACCGAUAUCAGUGGUGCCCUGGAUGGGCUAUCACCGGACCAGCUUGCAUCAAUAGCUGAAAUAAUACGAGGAGCUAAAAAAGACCAAAUCAAGAACGAUACCAAACCACCACUUAGGCUUCCAAUCGAGGACACUGUUAAAUUAAUUCAAGACAUACAAUCUCUCGGGCUCAAACUGGGAGACAGAGAACCCAAAUUAGAGCGGUGGUAUCAAUCUAUACAUGCUCUUCUUGACAAUUACCACAAUGAACUAAAGCAAGACGAACUUCACCUGAACGAAGAGUUCAUCAAAUCACUCGACACAAUUGCAAAGAUAUUCAAAGUUCUCAAAAACUACCAGAACGAAUACAAGGACGAUCUCCUUGAUAACAAAGUGGAGAAACUGAUAGAUGAUUACAGACAAGGCAAGUUUGUGGAUCUUUCACAAUAUUGUAAUGAAUCAGAAACAAUGUCUGCAAUAAUCAAGGAAGUGGAGCAAGGAAUACUCAAGUUCAAACCAAUAUUAGUCGAAAAGAUCAUGGGAAUUUCCAAAGUGAUAAGGGAGUUCUAUACAAGAUUGGAGCUGGUAGAUGGCUAUAAGAAUGAGCGCUUCUUUAACGAAAUUCCAACUCCAGAGGAAAGUUUCAAGUAUAGCACAAUAGAGGAGGUUGAUGACAUAAAAGGUAUCAUGGCAACGAAAUUUAGUCGCUCCAGUCCUGUGCUUUUGGAGCAAAUCACGAACGAACGAGCAAACCUUGAGAAGUUCAUCAAAGUGAGAUGUACAGAGCUGAAUAAGACAAUCGAGGAAAUCAGAGAUUUAUCGCACGAACUUGAUAUGGAUGUCAAGCUGGAUCUAAAACAUUAUGACAAUGAGGACUUGAUACAAAAAGUGGGACUCAAAGGCCAAUGCUUCCAGCGUUACCAGGAUCAGCUAGAAAGUUUGAAAACAGAAAAAAAUCAUAGAAGCACGCAACUCAAUGCACUAAUGAGUAAACUGGAAGACUUGUGGGCUGUUCUCCGACCUAAUGAUAACUCGAUACAGGAUUUCCUCAAAAACAACAAAAACCUAAAGCUACAGUCUAUUGCAAACUUUGAGGAAUUGGUAGAAAAGUUGGAGCAAGAGAAGAAGGAGAAUAUUUCCAAAUUCAUCGAGUUAGCCAGAUCCAGAAUCCAUGGGUUUUGGGAUCUUCUGAUGUACGAUGAACAGGAUCGUCUUAAAUUCAAAGCAUACUAUAUCGAUGAUGAUGCAGAAUACAACGAGUUUCUGCUUGAAGAACAUAACGAAGAAAUCGCACGGCUGCGUUAUGAGGUUGAAAGUUUGAAGCCACUUCUACAGUCUAUUUCCAAGCUGGACGAGCUCCUGAGAGAAAAAUCCGAACUGGACGAAGCUGUUAAAGAUCCCAACAGGCUUCUCAAAAGAGAUUCUUUCAAAAUUUUAAGACAAGAGGAAAAAGUCAGGGAUAAACUAGCAAAACAGUUACCGUCCACCAUCAAUGACCUAAAAGAGCAACUUGUGAAUUAUCAGUCUGAAAAAGGCAGAGCAUUUAAAGUGAAUGGGAAGCCGUACAUUUUACAUCUGGAAAAUAUUGAAUCCGAGCUCUGCAGAAAACGGUCUUAUCGAAGAUCGCCCAUUCGCCCUUCACCUAUCAAGCCUAUCCAGAGAUCAUUGAGACGCGAGCCUGUUGUUUCUUCUGUGCGAAGAGACCAUUAUAAUGUUCAACCAAAGAGACAGUCAUUGGGGCUCAAAUCAGCACGCUCGAAAAUCUUGAAUCCUUAUAGAGAACCUACGAUCAUUGAAUCGGUUAUCAGAAAGACUCACACAAGUGAUAUGACCAAUCCAUUUGAUUCAAAAGAGAGCUCUCCCAUCAAAGAACGUUUGCGCUCCAGAUCCCCAGAGCAUUUGGACAGACAGCCUGAUAAUUCACAGUUAUACGUUCCGCCUGUUCAUCCACCUGUCUUCGCAAAAACAAAGCUUACUUCGCCAAACAAAGCUAUCCAGUUCAUGACAGGGUCUACUAUCUCUAACAAACCAAUUGUGAUUAAAGGAGGGUCCCCUAUCAGAUCUCAAGAAAAACCUCAACUGCGCACGAGGCCACAGUUAAUCAUGCCGAGUCUCUCUCCUGUCUCCCGCAGCCCUCCAAGGAAGAAAGUCCAAAUGGGGAAAUUGCCUGAUCCAUUGAGUUUGAAGCCACUGAAUUUUGAAAUGAAAAUUCCAUCACCACCUUCGUCACUCAGAACAAUCAACACUAGUCAGGAAACAAGCAACCGACGGGUUUUCUCUUAUGAAAGGCCAUCUGUUGCUGAAUUGAGCGAUUCCUUAAUCGAUUAUAGUGAGGAGGCUAAAGAAAAUGUCAAUCUCCUACCGGCCAAGUCAAAUGGAACCACUUCUAACCAAAUCCUGAAUGAUAUGUCAAUGAAUUGGGAUACCGAGACCUUUUAG
Molecule: messenger RNA, 2430 nt
Organism: Ogataea philodendri
Lineage: Eukaryota; Fungi; Ascomycota; Pichiomycetes; Pichiales; Pichiaceae
Exons: 1
Coding region: 1-2430 (809 amino acids)
Biological process (GO): mitotic spindle midzone assembly; microtubule cytoskeleton organization
Cellular component (GO): mitotic spindle midzone; spindle; cytoplasm
Molecular function (GO): microtubule binding
Source: RefSeq, a predicted model, not a curated record